Caenorhabditis angaria is the source of this 1595-nucleotide messenger RNA. Lineage: Eukaryota; Metazoa; Nematoda; Chromadorea; Rhabditida; Rhabditidae. The record is from the annotation of a GenBank genome assembly.
AUGAACAUUACAAAUGGACCAGCUGUUUGUCGAAUAUGUAUGUGUGGCGAAACAUCGAUUCCAUAUUUAGGAAACCAAGCCGGGGAACCACUUAUUUCUCCUUGUAAAUGCACGUGAGUUUAGAAAUAAAACAUCGAUUCUCCAAUCGUUCUGAAUUUUAGAGGAACAAUGGGACUUUACCACAGAAGCUGUCUUGAGCAUUGGUUAACUCUGACACAUACGAAAAUUUGUGAAAUUUGUAAACAUAGUUUUAAAUUGGAUCAGUAAGUAUAAGAUUGAUGAUAUCAGUUAUUUAUCUAUUUUUUACAGAAAAUAUCAAACUUUUUACGAUUAUAUAUGUCAAAAAGGUUAUCGUAAACGUAGAAAUGGACGAAAACUACGAAAUCCAUUCAUUGAUUUAGGAUUUAUUGUUUGCAUGAUACCAGUAGCAGGAACUGCUCUAGUUUUAUGUAUGAAUGGUGCAAGUUUGGCUGCGAAAAAGUAAGUUCAAUAAAUUGAUAAUGAAAUGAAAUUUGAUAAUAAUAAUAAUAUUCAGAUACCACUUGGCCUUUGAAAAUCGAAACGACCCGGUAAAAGCAAAUGGAAUGGAAGAAACUCUGAAUGAGACAUUGAUUGGUAUUUUUAUUUUGUAAUUUUCCUAUACAAGUAUAUUUUUCAUCGUGUUUCUUUCAGAAUUUGCCCUGUUUGUAUUUAUUGCAAUGGUGAUAUUUGUGGCGGUCUGCACUUUUAUAAUUGUAACAUUUGUGAAUAAUUGGUCACAAUUUAAAAAAUGGCAGGAAAGAAAUCAGAUUUUUUAUGUUGUUGAUGAUGAAACAUCGAUCACUCAACAAAACACAAAUUUCAAGAAUAGUAUGGUAAGUCUCCAAAAAAAUGUUGGUACUUAAAUCUUGAAAAAAAAACCACAAAAUUUAGGGGCGAAUCCGAGAAUGUGAAGAAAUGCCAGAAAUCGUUAGAUCUGAAGCAAUUCAAAUUGAAACAAUCAAUGUUAUUCAACCAGCUUGUUCUUCUUCUCCUCAUUCUUCAAGUCUCGAACCAAGUUAUGAUUUAUCAGAAGAAAUACCGAUGGUUUCAAUUUUAUAUACAAAAGAGCUGAAUGUAAGAAAAGGAAAAUAUUUUGAAAGACAAAAAUAUUAUUUUUCAGGAGAUUCAUAAAAUUGUUUCAUCGACUCCUCAAAUGUAUGGACUUCCACCUCGAGAUCUUACUUUAUCACCAAUUGCACUUGAUGAUUUAUAUUCGGAGACAACUUUAUCUGAUUUUAAUGAGGUCGAAAAUAUCAAAAUUCCAAGUAAUACUCAACCAAAGCAUUUCAUAUCAGACUAUUUUCAUUUUCAGAAUCUCAAUCAGUUUAUUCAGUUUGCUCAUUCACAAAAGGUGUAAAAAUGUGUUCAACUCCUCGAAUGUCAAAACAAUCCGAAGUCAAUUUAUCCACUUUCAAGGUAAUAUUUCUAAUAUUCCAUUUUUUUGUGAAAUCUUGAUGUUCAAUGUAUUAUUUUUCCAGGGUUUCAAUCCCAUGGAAACUUCUUGCAUCGAAGAAGAACCCUUUGAAACAAAAGGUAGAUUUCAAGUCGAAAAAAUAACAACACCCCAAAAAUAA